AGUGGCCAACAGCUGAUGAUUUCUCACGGCAGCACAGUCAUACGUGGCGAUGACUCAUUCACAACAGCACUGAAACAAAAUUUCAGAGCACCAGAGAAGUCACAAUGCUGCCAGUGAAACCAUGCGUGUGCGCGCAGAGGAUUCACCCUAAGGAGACAUCAGCAUGCAGCCCUGCACAGGGGGAAAAAAGGUCGAAUGGCAUCGGAUUCGAGUUUUUCCUAAUUUUUGGCAAGUUAAAUCAGCAGUUUUCAAGCUUGCUCGGCUGGGAAAAGCUUUCCAGUUUGUUAUGAGCAUGUGGAAGCAGUGCAAGGAUGGACCUCCAAGGAUUUUCUGGAAUCUUUUGCUUUGGGAAUCUUUGGCUUUUACGGUCUGCAGGUGAAACAUGGGGCAUUUGCACGGCUAACUCCAUCCUGGGAAGACGUUUUUUGAGGAGCACCUCAGCUCGGAGACGGCUGGUGAAGGUGUGACGGUGAGGAUUGUAGGGUUUUUAGCAACGCUCUUAUUUUUGGUUGUAUUUGGAAAAAAAAUAGCAUAAGAAACGGACUCCAGGAGCUUCAAGACCUGGCUCCUCCCAGCAAGCAGCCAUCUCCAAAUCAAGUCCACCAGUGCCACCUCCAGGACUGGGGACACAGAAGCAAAUCCCGUGGAGGAGCCUCCUCGUACAAACACCUCGUGAGAAAUGCAACCUUUUAGCCUUGCCUGGCUUGAUGUCGACUCGAUCCUGUAUUUUGAGGGCUUUCGAUGCACUUUGAGCUGUUUGCAAGAUUUUCACAAGGAGAAAAUCCAAUCUCAUCUACAAUCUCUAAGGAAAGUGUUAGCAGAGUUUCUGGAAUGGAGGGUGGCCGACGAGAAGCGCCGCCUGGACUACCUGGAGACGAGCGAGGCCGAGCGGCGGCGCAUCGGCAGCGAGUUCGAGCGGCUGCGCCGGCUGCUGGACGAGAAGGAGCGCGCGGUGCUGCAGCGCCUGGCCGAGCUCGACGCUGCCUUCGAGGCCGCCCAGGCGGAAAAAGCCUCGCGGGUGGCCGAGGAGAUCGGGCGGCUCCACGGCCUCAUCGGGCAGCUGGAGGCCGGGCGCCUGCCCCAGGAUACCGGGAGCAGCCUGAGCACGUACGUGGCGCCCCAUCGCUUCCUCACCUCAUUACCCCGCUUCAAAGCCAACAAAACCCCAAAGCUUCACCCUUCAGGGAUGAAACCAGCGCCACCACUUCCACUUUCCUGCUUCUCAGCGCUACGAAACCCUCGGCCCCCAGUAUUUCGGGUUUGUUACCUGCACGGGUUUAGCCCCAUCCCUCACGCCGAGUCCACCCCUGUCGUUUCUCUCCCCAGCUGGAACGAAGCGAGGCUGCAGCUUCCCCCCGAGCUGGAAAAGAGCCUGCGCUCCUGCCGCCGCCAGCACGCUGCCCUCGAGGAGGCUCUGAAAGAAUCGCGAGACCCAGGGAGACCCAAACCGAAGCUGGGGACAGGGAAAACCCUGAGCACGGAGGAAAAGGCAAAAGGGACUCCAGAUCCCGGCUCGGCCCCCCCGCAGGUUUUGGCGGACAGAAAAAGCGUGCGGUGGGACGAGGAGCAGGAUAAGGCCAGAGAGCCCCAGCGGUGCGAGGAGGAGGCGCCGGGCGCCCUGGGCUGCGAGGGGGCUGCCCCGCGGCGAUGCUCGUGGGAGGUGGAGGACGAGGCGCAGAUAAGCGGACUCUGAGAGGGAUCCGGCCUCUUGGGCUGGCGGGCGGCCCCCCCUCACACCCCUUUCUCAGCUGUAAAUGGGUUUAAACCGGCUUUUUUCUGUGCAGGUGGUGGGUUUGUUU
Cygnus atratus (black swan) is the source of this 1799-nucleotide messenger RNA. RefSeq names its product tripartite motif-containing protein 15-like. The coding region runs from base 680 to 1693 and encodes 337 amino acids. The transcript is spliced from 6 exons. The record is from RefSeq and is a predicted model, not a curated record. Lineage: Eukaryota; Metazoa; Chordata; Aves; Anseriformes; Anatidae.